Messenger RNA from Oncorhynchus mykiss (rainbow trout), 1526 nucleotides. The record is from RefSeq and is a predicted model, not a curated record. NCBI's taxonomy places the organism in Eukaryota, Metazoa, Chordata, Actinopteri, Salmoniformes, Salmonidae.
GGUAUCAAACCGGACGUCACUGUUUGAAAGAUUGGCGGUCGGACACGGUGCUCUCAAAUGCCUGCUAUGAAUUUGAGUAAAUGAACUAAAAUCUAGUAGAUAUUGUACAUGUUUUAUAUACGAAGGCUAUAGCUGUCGAGAGAGGCAAGAAAGCAGAUCAACCAAGCACACUUAAUCGUAGGGUUGCUAGCUACCGGUAGCUAGUUAGCUGCUAGUCAUACACAUUUAGAUAAGUUACGUAUUUCUGGAGAAGCAGCCCGCUAAUGUCAGUGAGAAGGGCUCUGGUGGACUGUGUUGUGUUGUCUCUUCAGGACUCGUGUGUGUUAUACCCCUGUUGCAGAGGAUGCUUCUCCAGGAUGCAACAGACCGACACGGCCAGAUGGCACUGCUCCAGGUCUUGCUACAGCUGUCUGGAACCACACCUGGACUACAGGUACCGCCUGGCUCUAAGGGUCACCAGAGACAACACCAUAUUUGGGGUGACAGUGUUCGGGAGCUGUCUCAACUCCCUCUUUGGAGCCCCUGCCACCGACCUUCACAGGCUGGUGGAGGAGUCUUCCGGUCCAGUGGGAAGUGAAGGUCAGAGGUCAGGGUGUCGAAGCAGGCUGCUGGUUAAGGCCGUAGAGGACUGCUUCAUUGGAAGACAUUUUGUUUUUGGGAUCAAGAUAUCUGGCCCCCACCCCUACAGGAGAGAGGCAGGCCAGCUCAUCGCCAGUCAGAUCUCUCUGCCCAUGGCCUCUGUUCCAGGCUGCUCUGUAGUCAGUUACUACAGAACCCUCCUACAGCAAGCUGCUCUCUGCGCUGACUGGACAACGGAUCCUAGACCAGCCUCCAAGAGCCUCCUACAACAGGCCUCUGUGUGUAGAACUGAUCCUAGACCAGCUCCCCAGCCCAGCGCUGACACCAGUACAGCUCCUCUCUUCCUCCACCCUUCUCCUCUCCACAGCUUCGACUCUACACUGCCCUCCUGUGGCCGAUCCAUGUCACUGCAUUGCACCUUAAACCUCACCCCAACCCCGACCAACAUACACAAGGCACCCUGGCAACAGUCUCCGGGGGUGAUCACGUCGUCUGCAGAACAGGAGGAAGAUGAGGGGGGGGGAGAGGAUAAAGGACUGAGUCAUGGGGAGGGGGGACACAGUAGGAACAGUAGCCAGGGGGAGGGGGGACACAGUAGGAACAGUAGCCAGGGGGAGGGGGGACACAGUAGGAACAGUAGCCAGGGGGAGGGGGGACACAGUAGGAACAGUAGCCAGGGGGAGGGGGGACACAGUAGGAACAGUAGCCAGGGGGAGGGGGGACACAGUAGGAACAGUAGCCAGGGGGAGGGGGGACACAGUAGGAACAGCUACUGGGAUGUUCUGUCCUCUUUCUGUGAAGGCUCUGACUCCCCUGUUCACCCCCCUGCCUCUCUCACGUGGACCGCUCCAACACAGUCUGGAUAUAUAUGGACUGCGCCGUCCAGCCUCAGGAAGAGGGGUGUUUCAUACACGGAGGAGGAGUACAGACACACAGACACCAACUGA